Acanthosepion pharaonis is the source of this 1695-nucleotide messenger RNA. The record is from the annotation of a GenBank genome assembly. Lineage: Eukaryota; Metazoa; Mollusca; Cephalopoda; Sepiida; Sepiidae.
AUGUGUCAUUUGCCAGUCAUUUUCUGUUUUCUGUUUACAGGACAUGUGGAUGAUAUUUUCCCAUAUUUUCUACGUCAUGCCCGUGAAGUCUUUCCUCAUCUUGGUUGUAUGGAAGACUUGAAGAAGAUUAGUGAUUUACGGUUACCAGCCAACUGGUAUCCUGAGGCCAGAGCAAUUGAACGCAAGAUUAUAUUCCAUGCUGGGCCCACAAACAGUGGCAAGACUUACCAUGCUCUUCAAAGAUUCCUGAUGUCCAAAUCUGGUGUCUAUUGUGGUCCCCUGAAAUUAUUGGCAGCAGAGGUCUUUAAUAAAAGCAAUGCUGAAGGAACACCUUGUGAUCUUGUCACUGGAGAAGAACGACGCUACGCAAAAUCUGAAGAAACCACAUCUGACCAUGCAGCUUGCACUGUGGAAAUGACUAGCGUAAAUAUACCUUAUGAAGUGGCUAUUAUCGAUGAAAUUCAGAUGAUUAAGGAUCAACAGAGAGGUUGGGCAUGGACGCGAGCUCUCUUGGGGUUGUGUGCUCAAGAAAUUCAUUUGUGUGGUGAGGCCUCAGCAAUCGAUCUGGUGCGAGAAUUGAUGAAGGUCACUGGGGACACCAUGGAGGUUCGAAAAUACAAACGCUUAACAAAAUUAACAUACCUUGAUAAACCAGUUGAGUCAUUUGACAAUGUUCGUGAUGGGGACUGUUUUGUUUGCUUUAGUAAAAAUGACAUUUAUUACAUCAGUCGAGAAUUGGAGAAACGAGGAAAACAAGUAGCUGUAAUUUAUGGAGGACUGCCUCCAGGAACCAAAUUGGCUCAAGCCCAGAAAUUUAAUGACCCAAAUGAUCCCUGCAAGAUUAUGGUGGCAACUGAUGCUAUUGGAAUGGGUCUAAACUUGUCAAUCAAAAGGGUUAUUUUUUACUCUCUGGUGAAACCCACACUAAAUGAAAAGGGAGAAAAAGAAAUGGAUGUGUUGACACCCUCCCAAGCUCUUCAGAUUGCUGGCCGUGCUGGCCGCUAUGGAACCCAUUUUGAAAAUGGUGAAGUGACAACUUACAGACGAGAAGAUUUGUUGCUUUUGAAAGAUGUCACCAGUCGGAUCAUUGAACCAAUUGAGCAAGCAGGACUCCAUCCAACUGCUGACCAAAUUGAGUUGUUUGCUUAUCACUUACCUCAUUCCACAUUGUCAAAUCUCAUGGACAUUUUUGUGACUCUCUCACAGCUUGACAACGACUACUAUUUCAUGUGUAAUGUGGAUGAUUUUAAGUUUCUAGCAGACAUGAUAGAGCAUGUGCCAUUGCCUCUAAGAGUACGAUAUGUCUUCUGCUGUUCACCUAUUCCCAAAAAGCAGCCAUUUGUUUGUACCAGUUUCCUAAAGUUUGCCCGGCAGUUCAGCCAAAAUGAGCCUCUGACAUUAUCUUGGUUGUGCAAACAAAUUGGAUGGCCUUUACAGCCACCCAAAAAUCUUUCUGAUCUUGUUCACUUAGAAAGUGUCUUUGAUGUGCUGGACCUGUACUUAUGGUUAAGCUAUCGUUUCCCGGACAUGUUCCCUGAUGUGAACCAGGUCCGCUACAUGCAACAAGAACUGGACAGUAUCAUCCAGAUUGGGGUUUACAACAUCACAAGUCUGCUGAAGGCCAUCAAAUCUGACUGUUCCACAGCUGUUGCCAUUAGUCUUUCAUGUCAGCAAGGAAAAAAAAAUAAUCAUUAG